Messenger RNA from Hylaeus volcanicus, 490 nucleotides. RefSeq names its product CUGBP Elav-like family member 5. Bases 1 to 342 code for a protein of 113 amino acids. NCBI's taxonomy places the organism in Eukaryota, Metazoa, Arthropoda, Insecta, Hymenoptera, Colletidae. Gene Ontology annotation, molecular function: RNA binding. The record is from RefSeq and is a predicted model, not a curated record. The transcript is spliced from 3 exons.
AUGUUGAUACCGGUGUCGUCAUCGCCGUCAUCCAGCAACGGCGACGGGGCCAUCAAGCUUUUCGUGGGACAGAUACCCCGACAUCUGGAGGAGGACGCGCUUAAACCGAUGUUCGAGGAGUUCGGCAAGAUCUACGAGUUCACCGUGCUCAAGGACAAGUACACUGGGAUGCACAAGGGCUGUGCAUUUCUCACCUACUACAGUCGUGACAGCGCAAUCAGCGCCCAGAACGCUCUGCAUGAGAAGCGGACUUUACCAGGGGUAAGUUCACUUGAUCUUCCUUUGGAACUGACUACUCUACUUCCCCAUCUUCCCAGGGUAAGUCUUUAUAGAGUGAACUGAUCAAGCAGACAUUUAACCUAAGAUUCCAUUUUUGGAGCAGUUCUCAUUAUUUAGAUUGGACGGAGAUUCCGAUUAUUCCCAGGAAUUUAAUAGUAGGUUUUUAUAAUGUAGUUACUUUCAUAGUUUAAAUGGUUGAGCUAAAUGUAGA